AUGGUUUAUUUCGCCAAACUCUGGAUUUUCCUGAAGUAUGAAGUGGUUGAUCCAGAACUCUGGGUGGCAGUGAGGUUUGCACCGGCUUUUAUUACCAAUUGGAAUGUUCUGUUCCAAACGAUAUUCCUGACUGUAUCGCUGGUGUACGAUCUGAUGGAGUGGCUGGACAGACACGACUCCAGGCUGGGCAGGAAGCUGCGGUUCACCAGGGACGUGAUGUUCUCUGGUCUUGUGGUACCUUUGACGCUGUUCAUAUCAUCAAUGUUCUGGACGCUGUUCUGGAUCGACCGGGAGCUGGUCUUCCCAGAAGUCUACGACCAGCUCGUCCCAUGGUGGUUCAACCACUGUGUCCAUACGAACAUAGCUAUCGUUGUGCUCAUUGAGACCGUGCUGCAGGCCAGGAGACACCCAACUCAUUAUAAGCUUGAGUUGUGGCUGACAGGUGGCGCUGGAGUGCUGUAUGCUAUCGUGUACUACACAAUAUAUUUCUGCACCCACCGCUGGCUAUAUGGAGUCUUCGGUAUCAUGACCUGGUGGCAGGUCUGUCUCUACCAACUCCUGAUCUGGUCAUCCACCUUCCUCUUCUACUACAUCCAGUUCCCUAUCAACAGAAUAUUCCAUCGAGAAGAAUCCACUACAGAGAAGAAUGUAACUCAAGAGCCAAAGAAUGGCGUGCCAAACAAUGGUUUUGAAGAACCGUCGUCUGGCGUGCCAGAGUCUUGGCUGAAACAACGACCGAAAAGCCAGUUUGAAAAUUCUAGCUUUUGAUAUCGAUUCUCGUGGGUUUUGGUUUUAUAGAUUAUGGAUUUUGGAUUUUUCGCCCACCUUGAGAGUCUUGUUAGGAGAUUUGAGAAACAAAUGAAGUUUUUUCCAUUUUUCAUAAUUAAGGGUUAGUGAAAAACCAAAUCUGAUUAAAUACUACAUUUUUCAUUAUAGAAAAAUAGAAACAUUUCGAUCUUAUUUUAUCCAAAUAGGUUCAGGAGUUUUAAGGUAAAACAGCAAUGAACAGCGAUAUUUCCCGUAAUUAACCUUCCCGUUAUGUAAUAAAAUACAGAAAAAUGGAAUGUGCAAAUUAUUGUUAAUUAAUUAAUUAUAUGAAAAAAUAUUA
Molecule: messenger RNA, 1108 nt
Organism: Spodoptera litura
Lineage: Eukaryota; Metazoa; Arthropoda; Insecta; Lepidoptera; Noctuidae
Source: RefSeq, a predicted model, not a curated record